AUGGUACCGCAUCAGGGUAGACAGGUGGAAGGGUAAGGUCGUCUUUUCGCAUCAACAAACCGUGGAGCGACAGGAGCUGCCGCCGAUCUGGCCCCGUCCUCGCCGCCCUCUCCUCGUCUCCGCGCGAGGCCCUCGGCACCCCGCGCAGGCAAGCAUGCCGAAGCCAUGGGGGCCUCCUCCCGUCUCCUCCCUGCAUCGUGAUGGGGAGGCCGCCAAAUCUAAGCUGAAGCAGGCCGACGACCCCCCCUCCCCUUCCCCUCCUCCCAACACCGAUGAUGACCACUGGCAUCGCGACUCCGGCAACUGGCGCUACAAGAGACGAAGCAGGGAAGAUGAAGCUGCCCCGCCGCCCUUAGGGGAGGACCUCCUCCUUGCCGUGAUGGGUCAGCCUACGCGCUGCAGCUUCCUCAAUCCUUCCUGGAUGUUCAGCAGAAUGCCCAGGUUUUGGAGAUAUCAAGAAAUCCUGGAUUUUUCACAUUUUGACACCAAUGUCCUUAACCAGCCAUCUGUCACAAUUCUCUACAUUUCACAAUAUGCAGCUGAGAGCAUACGUUCUCUACUUUGCAUCAACAAAGUCCUUGUUGAUGUAUACGGUGAUCCAGAACUCCUUGUUGCAUAUGGUACAGUUUGA
This is a messenger RNA of Oryza sativa Japonica Group (Japanese rice), 631 nucleotides long. The record is from RefSeq and is a predicted model, not a curated record. Lineage: Eukaryota; Viridiplantae; Streptophyta; Magnoliopsida; Poales; Poaceae.